Metarhizium brunneum ARSEF 3297 is the source of this 2217-nucleotide messenger RNA. RefSeq names its product Transcription factor IIIB subunit (gene brf1). Lineage: Eukaryota; Fungi; Ascomycota; Sordariomycetes; Hypocreales; Clavicipitaceae. Gene Ontology annotation, biological process: transcription preinitiation complex assembly; transcription by RNA polymerase III; DNA-templated transcription initiation. The record is from RefSeq and is a predicted model, not a curated record. Gene Ontology annotation, molecular function: TBP-class protein binding; RNA polymerase III general transcription initiation factor activity; RNA polymerase III type 3 promoter sequence-specific DNA binding. Gene Ontology annotation, cellular component: transcription preinitiation complex; nucleus; transcription factor TFIIIB complex.
AUGUCUUCGUUUUUAACACCCACCCGAAAACCUAGCGCGGGCGGCCCGGCCAAGUCUCCCUUUGCGCGGCCAAAUGCCGCCCGGGCUCUGAGGGAGCGCGAGGAGCGCCGCCAGAUGCAGGCCGCAGGACAGUCACGCUCAGCGUCUGCGACGGCCAACCGCGGCGGCAGCGUCGCGGCUCCUGCUCGGCAGCAAUGUCCUAACAAAGCUUGUCCAAAGCCCAAUGUCGUCGACGGCACCUGUCAAACCUGCGGUCGUGUCGCUGACGACAGCAACAUUGUGGCCGAGGUCCAGUUUGGCGAAUCCUCGUCGGGUGCGGCAGUCGUCCACGGUUCCUUCAUCGGGGCCGAUCAAGCCGGUGUUCGCAGCAUGGGCCCGGCCUUCCGGAGGGUUGGCGGCACAGAGGAUCGCGAGAAGAGCAUCCGUGAGGCCCGUGGUCUCAUGCAGGGUUACGCUCAGCAGCUCAGUGUGAGCGAGAGCCUGGUGACUGCCGGCACGCAGGUUUUCAAGCUGGCUUCCGGCGCCAACUUCAUCCAGGGACGGACGCUCGCUAGUGUCGCUGCCGUUUGCCUGUAUGCCGCUUGCCGCGCGGAACCGCCCUGCAAAGUAAUGUUGAUUGACCUGGCUGAUCUGGUUCAACUUAACGUGUUCAAACUCGGGCGCAUCUUCAAGAAGCUCAAUGAAGUUGUUCCUAUUGGGAACGACGGGCUCAUUCCGGUGUACCCCGAGGAUCUCAUUUGGCGAUUCGCGACCAAGAUGGAGUUUCACCAAGAGACAGCCAAGGUUGCCGAAGACGCAGUCAGACUGGUCAAGCGAAUGAGCCGCGAUUGGAUGGUCAUGGGUCGACGGCCUUCCGGCAUCUGCGGCGCUUGUUUGCUGAUGGCGGCUCGCAUGCACAACUUCCGACGCACGGUCCGCGAGGUUGUCUACAUUGUCAAGGUCACCAAUCACACCAUUCAGAACAGACUCCAAGAGUUCAACAUCACCGAGUCGAGUCAGAUGUCGGUAGAGGACUUCCUGAAGCAAGAUUUCCUAGAAAGCUCCCAUGAUCCUCCGUCCUUUUAUCGGAAGUCGGAUGAAUAUAGGAAGGUGAUAGAGGACAAGUCACGAAAGAGAAAACGAAGUGCUACUGAAAACGGCGAAAAUGGCGACAUUACCUCGGUGGUCGAAACGGCUUUUCGUCAGCGAAGAAUGACGGAAGGGGGCGCCGAUUUGUCAAAAGCGCCCGCCAUCAAAUUUCGUCGGGACACUGAAGGAUUCAUCAUUCCACCACUGCCCUCUCAGAUCCCCAAAGACAUGCCAAGUAUCCGCGUCAACGACGAGAGCGUGGCGGAAGGCGAAGCAUCGGAGAGUCUGGAAAACCUGGUCAACGAAUUCGGCGACGCGAUUGACGAGGAGCUGGACCAGGAAGAAGGGGAGGGCGAGCAGUCUUCCAACAAGGGUAAACGCCGCGCCAAGCCACCACAACUUCCCAUCGACGAGAACUGGGAGGAAGACGAACGAGAACUCGAAGGCCAAAUCGAAGAAAUGUUCAACGAUCCGCUGACCUAUGAGCACGCACUUGCGUAUGCCAACGCCGAACAGCGCGCCAGGAUCCACUCCGACUGGGCCCUCCAGCAACGGCCGUCCAAAGCCAUAUCCAUGGCGGAGGAGGUGACAGAGGACGAGUUUGCCGACGAUCCAGAGGUGCAGAAUUGUCUGCUGUCGCCCGAUGAGGCCCGUAUCAAAGAGCUCAUCUGGGUCAACCAAAACAAGGACUGGCUGCGACAGCACCAGGAGAAGCUGUUUCGAAAAAAGGUCGAGGCAGAGAGGCCAAAGCAGACACGCCGACGCCGGAAGCGCGCCAAGAUGGGCGAAGGCCAGACCAGCCCGGCGAGUUCUGCGGCCGAGGCAGCCAUCAAUGUUGUCAAGGACAGGGCCUGGUCGAAGCGAAUCAAUUACGACGCCAUCCGCAGCAUCUUUGACAUUCCCAAUGCGGGUGGUCUCGGCUCGGCAGCGACGAGUCGCAAAACCAGCGUGGCUGGCAGCACGCUGGGGGGCGAUGAUGCCAAUGAAGAGCCAGAGGAGAGUGUUGCCGGCGACGACGAGGCCCAGGAGGAAGAAUACGAAGAGCGGGAGGACUAUGGCGACGGCGACGGCGACGGCGGCGAAUUUGAGGGUGGAUAUGACGAUGAUGCCGAUAUGGAUGCAGCAUAUGGCCUGGAGGAUGACGAGUAA